Messenger RNA from Dujonia railenensis, 2646 nucleotides. NCBI's taxonomy places the organism in Eukaryota, Fungi, Ascomycota, Pichiomycetes, Serinales, Debaryomycetaceae. The record is from the annotation of a GenBank genome assembly.
AUGACGGCGACUAAGACAAAAAAUACCAUUGCCGGUUCAAAGGGGAUUACUUUUUCUGGUGAUACUUUCGUUGUACCUGAAACCUACGAUAUGGUAAAGACUCUAUUUGACGUUUCAAUCAGAAAAUCCAACUGUGAAAAGAUUAUUGUGGCCUUACUCGCAUCAAAUGCCUUGGUAUUUUGGUUGGUGGAUUCGAAUUCUGCUAGAGUCAAGAUAUUCAUCUGCUUAUACUUGUUUUGGAGAUUUAGUUAUAACUUUGGUAUUGGAUUUUUAUUGAAUCAGCAGUCAAAUCACCAGAGGCUAGUUAAGUGGACUCAAAAUGGUAAGAUAUUCGAAUCCAAAACUUCAACACUAGGGAAAUUCUGCCAAGCUGAGAUCAAGUCUCAAAUGGGAGAGAAAUAUGACAUUAGCGCCUACCCUGAUGAAUUUAAUACCUGGUUAUUAUUCCGUAAAGUGGUUGACUUGAUUCUUAUGCUGGACUUCACUACUUUUAUUUGUUUGGUAGUUUCAUGUUCAAUCGAUAAGGAUUACCAGUUUAUCAAUAUCCAACAGCAAAGUUUAUGGAUUGUGGUCAGUAGAUUUGUUAUUGGAGUAUCUUUCAUAUUAUUCAACCUUUGGGUCAAAGUUAAUGCUCAUAAUACAAUAAAAGAUUAUGCUUGGUAUUGGGGUGACUUCUUUUUCAGACAAAUAAAUAAUGAAGAAUUGAUUUUUGACGGGGUUUUUGAAAUGUUUCCACAUCCUAUGUAUUCAGUUGGCUAUAUUGGUUACUACGGGUUUGCCCUUAUUUCUAAAUCGUACACAGUUUUGGUUGUUUCCUUAUUUGGUCACUUUUUACAGAUGAUCUUUUUGCAUUAUAUUGAGAAUCCACAUAUUGAUAAGAUUUAUGGAAUGGAAGAAAAUGCCGAUUUGGAACAAUUGUUAAAAUUGAAAGAUUUAAAGCACUUCGAUAAUUUGAAACCGCUAGUUGGAUUAUUUAACUUGAACUGGUUAAGAUCAACAGAUUUGGUCAGUCUAAUUUUGAGCGUCACAUAUGGUUUAUUAAUCCCUUUAUUUGUAUCAGCAAGCACAAUCAAUGAGAAUGGGAACACUGGAAGAAGCUUUAUUCUUGGGCUUUUCAAGUCGGAGAACCGCUUUUUCACUCCCAGCAAUAUUCUCUUCGGAUUGACUGUCUCAAUUAAAAUGUUUGAGUCAGUAUCAAUCAAUACACUUUUGAUCUUGCAAUCCUACUACAAGACUUUUACUAAAUUCUGCAUUUCCAAUGACAUUCCAGUAGAAAAAUCACUCAAUAAUUUCGCUACAUUUUACAAUUCUUUGAUUUUGUUGACUUACUCAUCAUUCUUUGGACUUAAUUUCUUCUUUUAUUUCAAUGGUGUUGAUCUUUAUUUCCAAGAUUACCUCUACUUGAGGAUAUUUGUCGGUGUAUUACUUAUUUUCACACAAUUUUGGAUUAAUUCGUCUAUCAUCGACCAGAUUGGAUACUUUGGAUGGUUCUACGGUGAUUUCUUUAUCCCUAGGUCUCUUGCCUUACCUCAGAGAGGUUCUCAGUUAACAAAGGCUGGUAUUUAUAGAUAUUUAAACAAUCCUGAACAAAUUUUUGGAGUUUGUGGAAUUUUCGGUGUUACUUUGAUCUGCCCCUGCUUUGAAAACGUUGCAGCAUGUGUGUUGUGGGUAGGAAACAACUUUUUCAGGAUCAAUUUUAUUGAAAAGUUGCAUAUGAUUAAAGUUUACGGAGAACAAGAAGUAAUGAAGGAUUCUGGUGUUACUAAAACUAUCAAGAAACACUUGAUUCCUGAUGUUUUACAAAGGAGAGAUCAGAAAUCUAACUUGAGAAGAAAGUCUUCGAUUACGAACUCAUUAGAUCACUUUAUCAAGGAAUUAAGAAGUAAAAACUCCAAAUUAAGUAACAAGAAGAUUCUAGAGCUAUCCCAAGGUUUAUACUUCGAAAAUUCAGAAUAUAAGAUUAAGGUUGUUAACUUGAUUGAUAAUAUAGAUGAAAUCAACAGCUUCAAAUACAUAAAUAUUGGAGAGCCAAUUCAAAUCGAGUGGAAUUCUCCAGUAAAGGAAGAGAUAGAAGGAGACAAGAAAGGAGACUGGAUUGGGUUGUAUAGGGUGUCUCAAACUUCUUACUCUCGUAAUAAGACACUUAUCUCAUCCUCAGGCAAAUGGAUUUGGUGUACAGGUAAGUCAGGAUCUGGCUUUUUCUCCGAAGAAAAACUAUUCUGGGAAGAAGGAGUGUAUGAGUUUAGAUACCACUUAGAAGGUAAACAUGAUGUUGCUUAUAUUUCAGAGCCGUUUGAAAUCAAAUCAAUUAACAUUGAUGUGACUGCUACCACCACUCCUGAGGCUUUGGCUGCGGAUUUAAAGUCUCAUGUCUUUGAUAAAAUAUUGACAAAACGGAGCAUACCUUCAAUUGAUGCUAGCAUCAAUGACUCAGUGAUUGAAGAGUUUAUUAAAACAUACGAUAGGCUCGCUUUAAUGAUUUCUUUGGCAACAGAUAUUAAAAUUAAUUCGAAGAUUUUCUUCAAUGACGAUAAUCAGCUUACCAUUCAUAAACUAAGCGAUAAGCUCAUCAAAAUAAAAAGAGUUUUAGAUGAAUUGAGUUACAAUUCUAAUAGUAUUAUUACUAUCGAAAAAAAAGACAUUUAG